Salvelinus sp. IW2-2015 is the source of this 606-nucleotide messenger RNA. Its product is annotated as mediator of RNA polymerase II transcription subunit 25. Gene Ontology annotation, biological process: positive regulation of transcription by RNA polymerase II. NCBI's taxonomy places the organism in Eukaryota, Metazoa, Chordata, Actinopteri, Salmoniformes, Salmonidae. Gene Ontology annotation, cellular component: mediator complex; transcription regulator complex. The record is from RefSeq and is a predicted model, not a curated record.
GCCCAACCAGGCCUGAGAUGUCGAUAACAGAACGUUUGACUAGUGGUUUGUUUUCGGCACGGCCUACUUUGUGUGUCAAAAUGACAAUGGUUUCGUUUUAUUAACUGUACAAUUUAAGUAUUUGGACUCGUCUAAAACACAAUUAUUUGGCUGACGGCUAAAUACCGCCAGAUCAUGGACCUGCCCAUUAAACCUGGUGCUAAUCAAGUGGCAGAUGUGGUGUUCGUCAUCGAAGGWACUGCAAACCUCGGCCCCUAUUUUGAAUCCCUCAGAAAACAUUACAUACUACCUGCAAUUGAGUACUUCAAUGGAGGCCCUCCAGCAGAGACAGACUUUGGAGGAGAUUAUGGAGGCACACAGUAUGGUCUUGUUGUGUUCAACACAGUGGACUGUGCUCCUGAAUCCUACGUCCAGUGUCACGCACCAACCAGCUCAGCCUUUGAGUUUGUCUCAUGGAUUGACAGCAUCCAGUUCAUGGGAGGAGGAGCAGAGAGCUGUAGUCUCAUCGCAGAGGGUCUGUCUGUGGCCUUGCAGCUCUUUGAUGACUUCAAAAAGAUGAGGGAGCAAAUGUGAGUUUUUUUAUUACUAAACUCAGCAAAAAAAGAA